CUCGCCCCCAUGAUGGGCUCGGUGCUGCCCGCCGAGGCCCUGGUCCUCAAGCCUGGGCUGAAGCCGCAGGGGCUCUCGCUGGCCGAGGUGAUCACCUCCGACAUCCUGCACAGCUUCCUCUACGGCCGCUGGAGAAACGUCCUGGGCGAGCAGCUCUUCGAGGAGAAGAGCAGCCCCAAGACCGCCUUCACGGCCGAAGUCCUGGCUCAGUCCUUCUCCGGAGAGGUGCAGAAGCUCUCCAGCCUGGUGCUGCCGUCGGAAGUGAUCAUCGCCCAGAGCUCCAUCCCCGGAGAAGGGCUCGGCAUCUUCUCCAAGACUUGGAUCAAGGCUGGCACCGAGAUGGGGCCGUUCACGGGCAGGGUCAUCUCCCCCGAACAUGUGGACCUGUGCAAGAACAACAACCUCAUGUGGGAGGUGUUCAAUGAGGACGGCACAGUGCGGUAUUUCAUCGACGCCAGCCAGGAGGAUCACCGCAGCUGGAUGACCUACAUCAAAUGUGCACGGAAUGAGCAGGAGCAGAACCUCGAGGUGGUCCAGAUUGGGAACAGCAUCUUCUACAAGGCCAUUGAGAUGAUUCCUCCAGACCAAGAGCUGUUGGUCUGGUAUGGGAACUCCCAUAACACCUUCCUGGGCAUUCCAGGUGUGCCAGGGCUGGAAGAGGAGCAGAAGAAGAACAAACAUGAGGAUUUCCACGCGGUGGAGACGGGGGCCAGCACAACGGGCCGCAUGCGCUGCGUCAUCUGCCACCGCGGCUUCAACUCCCGCAGCAACCUGCGCUCCCACAUGCGCAUCCACACCCUGGACAAGCCCUUCGUGUGUCGCUUCUGCAACCGCCGCUUCAGCCAGUCCUCUACCCUCCGCAACCACGUCCGCUUGCACACGGGCGAGAGGCCCUACAAGUGCCAGGUUUGCCAAAGUGCCUAUUCCCAGCUCGCAGGGCUGCGGGCGCACCAGAAAAGCGCCCGCCACCGGCCCCCCAACGCCUCCCUGCAGGCCCACUCGCCCGCCCUGCCCGUGCCCCACCCUGCCUCGCUGGCCCAUCACAUCCCCACCAUGGUGCUGUGAAGUCCCGGUGCGGCAGCAGGAUUUGGGACUGAUGCAAAGACUGAUGCUGAGACAUGCAAUGAACUUGGGGGGUGGCCCUUGGCUGAGCUGCUUUGUGUCUCGGAGGAGUGUUGGGUUGUUUUUGGGCAUCGCUGACUUAGAGGGUUUGGCAGGAGGGGAACCCCCAGCUCUUCAGCUGAGUUGUGUGGGGUCAUCCCCAGGGAGAUGUGGCACAGGGUGGGCUGGUGGCCCCUGGGGUUGGCAGAGGAGAAGGGAUGCAGUGGGAUGUCCUGUCUGAGUUUGCCAGUCGACUGGGGGAGCUGAAAAGCUGGGCCUGGAUCAGUCAUGGCUGGGUUUUACAGAUGAUUUGGUAGAAAGAAAAAUUCCUCUUAUCCAUCCUCCUCUGCUCUAGCAGAUAUGUGCGCUAUGGAAAGGUUGGCACAGCCCUGAUGCGACCACCCCAGUCAUACCUGUUUGCCCCAGGAGUGGCUUUGGCCCCGGUGCCUCCUUCUAAGGGACACCUUUCCCUCCUUGGGAGACCUGAGUUGGUGAACAUUUGCAUUUUCCAGCACCUGAGCCCCCUCUGCCCACCCUGCCUCAGCCCAAGCCCGGUACUGGGUCUGUCACUGCUCCAAGUGAUGCUGUGAGCAGAGGGGACGAGCCAUGUGCCAUGGGGACACUGUGCCAGCUGGGAAUGCCCAUCCACAGGCAGGUUGUGCGGGGAGCCUGAGCUCUGCCGGGCUGUGCCUGUUCCAGCCCUGGCAGCUCUUCUCCCCAUCCCUUUCCCAGCUGUGAAGGAACAUUUUGGUUGGAACUGCUGCUGCCCUCUGGGGACAGAGAAAACCUGUCCCCGGGCCAGCUCUGUCCCCAAGGACAACUCUAAGCGCCCUCUGGAGUCGCCACACUGCAGAGGAGGGCUGUGUAUCAUAAAUCUUAAAAGAAGGUAUUCUAAUAUUAAUUAUAAGUCUGAGAUGUAUAAAGUUCUCACAAACCGUGUUUCACUUCCAGAAGAAAAUAAACAAAAACAGAAGAAAAGAAAAAAAACCUGUCACUUUAACUUUGUAAAUAUUUAUGUAAACAUUAUUUACAAGACUUUGAUAUUAUAUAUUAUUUGAUUGUAUAUGUACACAGUGUAAAUACAUUUGUACCUCUCUUGUAUUCUAAAUAAAAAUUACUUGGAACAUUUAUCAUUUAGAAGA
This is a messenger RNA of Parus major (Great Tit), 2243 nucleotides long. It is a transcript of the gene PRDM12, whose product is annotated as PR/SET domain 12. The record is from RefSeq and is a predicted model, not a curated record. Gene Ontology annotation, molecular function: histone methyltransferase binding. The coding region runs from base 10 to 1065 and encodes 351 amino acids. Gene Ontology annotation, cellular component: nucleus. Gene Ontology annotation, biological process: neurogenesis. The transcript has 5 exons. NCBI's taxonomy places the organism in Eukaryota, Metazoa, Chordata, Aves, Passeriformes, Paridae.